Messenger RNA from Quercus robur (English oak), 1473 nucleotides. RefSeq names its product galactinol synthase 1. Lineage: Eukaryota; Viridiplantae; Streptophyta; Magnoliopsida; Fagales; Fagaceae. The transcript is spliced from 4 exons. The coding region runs from base 182 to 1192 and encodes 336 amino acids. The record is from RefSeq and is a predicted model, not a curated record. Gene Ontology annotation, molecular function: glycosyltransferase activity.
CUUCUCUCACCGCUCACACAAAAAACUCCCACAAGUCUAUAGCCAUAUUCCACCGAACACACAAAGCAACCAAACCCUCUCUCUCUCUCUCACACACACACUCACAAACAUAAACGCACACAACCUUCAUUCUAAGCUUAUCACAACCUCGCGUUUGAGUUUUUUAUUUUUGGGUUUUGAAAUGGCUCCUGAGCUAGUUCCUGCUGCUGUGAAACCAGCUAGCUUUAGCAAGCCCGUACAGACCAUGUUGAACAGAGCAUAUGUGACUUUCCUAGCUGGUAAUGGAGACUAUGUGAAGGGCGUUGUUGGAUUGGCCAAAGGGUUGAGAAAGGUCAAAACGGCGUACCCUUUAGUCGUUGCAGUGUUGCCCGACGUGCCUCAAGAGCACCGUCGGAUUUUGGAGUACCAGGGCUGCAUAGUCCGUGAGAUUGAACCCGUUUACCCGCCUGAGAAUCAGACCCAGUUCGCCAUGGCCUACUAUGUCAUCAACUACUCUAAGCUCCGUAUUUGGGAGUUUGUGGAGUAUAGUAAAAUGAUUUACUUGGACGGAGACAUUCAGGUGUUUGACAAUAUUGACCACCUCUUUGAUCUACCUGAUGGGCAUUUUUAUGCUGUGAUGGAUUGCUUCUGUGAGAAAACAUGGAGUCACACCCCACAAUACAAGGUUGGGUACUGCCAGCAGUGCCCUGACAGGGUCAAGUGGCCCGCUGAGAUGGGCCAGCCACCUUCUCUUUACUUCAACGCUGGAAUGUUCGUGUUUGAGCCCAGUUUCUACACCUAUAAUGACCUCUUAAAGACUGUCAAAAUCACCACUCCUACCACAUUUGCUGAGCAGGACUUCUUGAACAUGUACUUUAGGAAUAUUUACAAGCCUCUCCCUUUAAUUUACAAUCUUGUCCUUGCUAUGUUGUGGCGUCAUCCCGAAAACGUGGAAUUUGACAAAAUUAAAGUGGUUCAUUACUGUGCAGCGGGAUCAAAGCCAUGGAGGUAUACAGGGAAAGAAGAGAACAUGCAGAGAGAGGACAUAAAGAUGCUUGUGAAGAAGUGGUGGGAUAUAUACAACGAUGAAUCAUUAGACUACAAAAAGCCAGUAGAGGUGGCUGAUGGUGAAGAGGUGAAAAUGCAGCCAUUCUUGGCUGCUCUUUCCGAGGCUGGUGCGGUUCAGUAUGUAACAGCACCAUCAGCAGCUUAGCUAGCUUGGGCAUCUAAGGAUGAAUUGGACACUAAAAUUACUCAGAAAGUUAGAAAUGCAGUUGAAGUGAGAGAGUUAAUUUGUUAAGAAGAAUAUAUAUUCCUUUUUUCCUUAAGAAGGAUGUGAAAAUGUGUCGGGGAUUAGGGAAUGGGAAUAAGCUUUUGCUUUGUCUAUUUUAAUCUUUUUGUUGGUGCCGUAGUCCUUUCCUAAAUGAAUGUUUAUAAUGUGUGCUGUAGAGCCUUGCAAUAGUUAAAUAUGAAUACAUGUGUUUUUUACUUGCC